Messenger RNA from Amoebophrya sp. A25, 430 nucleotides. NCBI's taxonomy places the organism in Eukaryota, Dinophyceae, Syndiniales, Amoebophryaceae. The record is from the annotation of a GenBank genome assembly.
AGGAAGACGUCUACUACAAGUACACCAUCUUCACAAACUUUUUAUUAUAAAAAAUAACACAAAGAGAGUAAGAUAAAUAACAGAAGGCACAACAAAAAAAUGCGUACUUUGCUCUAUCUUUGUCCUUUCACGCCAUGGGCUGUCGUGGCAAAGCUUGCGGAGGUGGACCAACAUGGGAAGACCAAGCUCGUUGGAGAAUCACAGUCCUACAGCAGCAAGAAAGAUGCGCCACGGCAGAAAGAGAACAAGAGCGAUGGCACGCGACGAAAAAUGUUUGAGGAUUCUUUCCUUGAAACGGUGCAGUCGGAAGGGGUCGCUGAACAAGCCAAAGAUAACUACAAGGUUGUCCAUCGUGAAAAUCAGUACAAGUCCGAGUCUCCUACUCCUGAAUCAGAUAUGGAUACUCUCGAACGACUAGAGACUGGUGGCG